Messenger RNA from Coniophora puteana RWD-64-598 SS2, 582 nucleotides. RefSeq lists its product as uncharacterized. The transcript is spliced from 6 exons. Lineage: Eukaryota; Fungi; Basidiomycota; Agaricomycetes; Boletales; Coniophoraceae. Bases 1 to 582 code for a protein of 193 amino acids. The record is from RefSeq and is a predicted model, not a curated record.
AUGCCUUGGGCGCGCAGUCUGCUCUCUCACGUCCUUCCAACCUUCCACCUGAGGGUGAUCCGGUGCUGCCUGGACCCUGAGGGUCCCGCUGUUCUGGUGCAGAGCAACUUCUACUUCGAAAGGUUUACGUCUGAGAGCUCGCAGUCCUUGCGGAAGGGUGGGAGCAACACCGCCCAGGUCGUCAAGCUCGGCAACGAACGCCCAUGCAUGAGUGGUGCUGCUAACUCCGCCUUUCGCUGCUUGUGCGAGUUGCAGAACGCGAAAACAGCUUCGAGGAAUUGGAUGAUCUGGCCACCUGAUGGAAGCACUCUACUCAUGCGGCUGGAGACAGCAACGAGAAUAGCACACGACGUUCAGUAUGCCAGUGCGCUCUCAAGGAAAGGCGCCUCGUGUGGCAAGUUUUGCCUUAACACCGUAGGCUGGGACGAUCUCCCAGAAGCGUUGAAGCUUGAAGAGCGGAGCGCUUUAGAAUUCAUUCCCAUGCCGCCGGGUCGCCAAUGCUCGCAGGCGAAACUCGCGCACGAGGCAUGCAUCUUCGUCAUCGUCACGUACAAGCCAUCACUCGCCGUUCUCGAUGAUUAG